Messenger RNA from Mirounga angustirostris (Northern elephant seal), 2886 nucleotides. RefSeq names its product neuron derived neurotrophic factor (gene NDNF). The record is from RefSeq and is a predicted model, not a curated record. Lineage: Eukaryota; Metazoa; Chordata; Mammalia; Carnivora; Phocidae. Gene Ontology annotation, biological process: extracellular matrix organization. The transcript is spliced from 4 exons. Gene Ontology annotation, molecular function: protein binding; heparin binding. Bases 528 to 2234 code for a protein of 568 amino acids.
UCCCCGCUCGGAGCAGCGAGAGAGCGGAGCGAACCGAGCCGCGCACCCGCUGCCGCCGCGCGCCCGGCUCUCCUUGCGUCGCACUCCAGCCAGGCGCCGGUGCCCCGAGCGGCCGCCCGCGGAGCCCGCGACAGCCCCGCUGGGCUCGGCAGCAUCCUCCCGCCGCCCAGCCCCCGCACGCUCCCCGCCUUUUAAAAGGACCUCCCGCCACUUCCCCGCUCUGUCCCGGGAUCCCCCAGCCCCGCGCUUCUCCCCGCUCCACUUCGCAGCAACUUCGGCGGCCGCGCGCCGCCAGCCUCGCCCGCCUUUGAAGUUUGCAGCGCCCACGGCAAAGUUGGGACACUUUGGCCGAUUUAAUUUUUCUCUUUUAUCUGCCUCCUCCUCCGCCUCCCAGCCCCUUCGGUUCCUGAGUACUGGUGCUUAGCAUCUUGGCCGGUGCCGGGGACGUGGACUGUUUCGCACACCACACCUCGGGGAGGGAUUUUUCCUCUCCCCCUCCCAGGAAAAUCAAACAGAUUUUUGUAAGGAUGGUGCCUCUCCACUGGUGUCUACUAUGGCUGCUAUUACCACUCAGCUCAAGGACUCAGAAGUUACCCACUCGAGAUGAGGAACUUUUUCAGAUGCAGAUCCGGGACAAAGCAUUUUUUCAUGAUUCAUCAGUAAUUCCAGAUGGAGCUGAAAUUAGCAGUUAUCUCUUUAGAGACACACCCAAAAGGUAUUUCUUCGUGGUUGAAGAAGACAAUACUCCAUUAUCAGUCACAGUGACUCCCUGUGAUGCACCUUUAGAGUGGAAGCUGAGUCUCCAAGAGCUGCCAGAGGAGGCAAGCGGGGAAGGCUCCGGUGACCCAGAGCCUCUGGAGCAGCAGAGGCAGCAGAUCAUUAAUGAGGAAGGCACAGAAUUAUUCUCCUACAAAGGCAACGAUGUGGAGUAUUUUAUAUCUUCUAGUUCUCCAUCUGGUUUAUAUCAGUUGGAGCUUCUUUCAACAGAGAAAGACACGCAUUUCAAAGUCUAUGCCACCACAACUCCAGAUUCUGAUCAGCCCUACCCCGAAUUACCUUACGACCCAAGGGUAGAUGUUACCUCCCUGGGACGCACCACGGUCACUCUGGCCUGGAAACCGAGCCCCACGGCCUCCUUGCUGAAACAACCCAUUCAGUACUGUGUGGUCCUCAACAAAGAGCACAAUUUCAAAAGCCUCUGCGCAGUAGAAGCCAAACUGAGCGCAGAUGACGCUUUCAUGCUGGCUCCAAAACCCGGUCUGGACUUCAGCCCCUUUGACUUUGCCCAUUUUGGGUUUCCUUCAGAGAAUUCGGGUAAAGGACGCAGCUUGCUAGCAAAGCCUUCUCCCAAACUGGGGCGGCACGUCUACUCGAGGCCCAAGGUCGACAUUCAGAAAAUCUGCAUCGGAAACAAGAACAUCUUCACCGUCUCAGAUCUGAAACCCGACACCCAGUACUACUUCGAUGUCUUCGUGGCCAACAGCAACAGCAACAUGAGCACGGCGUACGUGGGCACCUUUGCCAGGACCAAGGAGGAAGCGAAACAGAAGACGGUCGAGCUAAAGGACGGGAAAGUCACGGAUGUGUUCGUCAAGCGGAAGGGAGCGAAGUUUUUACGGUUUGCGCCAGUCUCUUCUCACCAAAAAGUCACUUUCUUUAUUCACUCCUGUCUGGAUGCUGUUCAAAUCCAAGUGAGGAGGGACGGGAAACUUCUUCUGUCUCAGAAUGUGGAAGGUGUUCGGCAGUUUCAGCUUCGAGGAAAGCCCAAAGCGAAGUACCUCAUCCGCCUGAAAGGACACAAGAAAGGAGCAUCGAUGCUGAAAAUACUGGCUACCACAAGGCCCAGCAAGCAGCCCUUCCCCUCUCUUCCUGAAGACACAAGAAUCAAAGGCUUCGACAAGCUCCGCACCUGCUCUUCGGCCACUGUGGCGUGGCUGGGCACUCAGGACAGGAACAAGUUCUGCAUCUACAAAAAGGAAGUGGACGACAGCUACAACGAUGACCAGAAGAGAAGAGAGCAAAACCAAUGCCUAGGACCGGAUACAAGGAAGAAAUCGGAAAAGGUCCUCUGUAAAUAUUUCCACAGUCAGAACCUACAGAAAGCAGUGACCACGGAAACAAUUAAAGGGCUUCUGCCGGGAAAGUCUUACCUGCUGGAUGUGUAUGUCAUAGGGCAUGGGGGGCACUCGGUGAAGUACCAGAGCAAAGUCGUGAAAACCAGGAAGUUCUGUUAGUUACCUCGUCUGGAGAGAUGCUAUUCCACAGACCUGCAGGAGAGACAUGGAAUCACUUUAAGGAUAGACUGACUAAUCCCACGGCUGAGAGAAGCGGUGACCGGUCGUCAGACCAUGGAGGGAGGGAUAUCAACUUGCGUAUGUUGGGUUGAUAUGAGUAGCUGUGGAGAAGACUUGGUGUCUAGUGAGCCUCAGUGGUACCUAGUGUGCGUCUGCUGCCCGCUGCUGUCGAAGCGACAGGGCAUCUGGAAGGAACCGCCAUCCCUUGUUUUGACCACUGCAUGAACUGCUUCUAAAUUAUUUUAUUACAUGAAAGUUUAAAAUAUGCCAUUCAUUGCACACAUCCACAAAUGCAAAUCAUUCCUCUCUAUAGAUGCUAGGAUAUAUAUAAAUUAUUUUAUAAAGUCUUGUUUUAAAUGUCAGUGUUUCUAUGAUUGUAAACUAUUAAAUUCUUUUCCUGUUAAAGUACAGAUCUAAUCUAAGUAUAUAAUUAAGUGGACAGCCCUCUAGCCAGUUAUAUUGCUAUUGUAAAUUCUUAUCUGUUGAGUAAAAUGUUUAAAUACUGUAUGUAUCUCAUGUACAAAGUUGACAUACAUUAUAUCCAUGUACAUAAAAUUAAAGAUAUUAGAUUAUAUACUGUUCAUUUUCCCAA